Messenger RNA from Pundamilia nyererei, 821 nucleotides. RefSeq names its product exosome component 5 (gene exosc5). The transcript is spliced from 6 exons. The coding region runs from base 40 to 738 and encodes 232 amino acids. NCBI's taxonomy places the organism in Eukaryota, Metazoa, Chordata, Actinopteri, Cichliformes, Cichlidae. Gene Ontology annotation, molecular function: RNA binding. Gene Ontology annotation, biological process: nuclear mRNA surveillance; poly(A)-dependent snoRNA 3'-end processing; rRNA catabolic process. Gene Ontology annotation, cellular component: nuclear exosome (RNase complex); nucleolus; cytoplasmic exosome (RNase complex). The record is from RefSeq and is a predicted model, not a curated record.
GAUGUCAUCAGUAAGGAGCCUAAACUAGAGGGAAAACAGAUGACGCCAUCCGCCUGCGACAAACCUGCUUUCUCCACGAUGGAGGUCUGCGGAUCUCUGACUGUUUCUUUGAGAGAGUUUGGUUGUGAACAGAGCUUGCUGUCUCGAACUGAUGGUUCUGCUUCUUUCGUCCAAGGAGACACGAGUGUGAUGGCUGGAGUGUACGGACCAGCUGAGGUCAAAGUCAACAAGGAGAUCUAUGACCGGGCGACCCUGGAGGUGUUGGUACAGCCCAAAGUAGGGCUGCCAAGUGUAAGGGAACGAUCGCAAGAGCAGUGUGUGCGAGAAACCUGUGAGGCUUCUCUGCUCCUGACGCUCCAUCCACGCUCCUCGCUCACUCUCAUCCUUCAGGUCCUGCAUGAUGAUGGUUCACUGCUGUCUUGCUGUUUGAAUGCUGCAUGUAUGGCUCUUAUGGAUGCAGGAUUGCCCAUGAGUUGCCUCUUCUGCGGAGUGACUUGUGCCAUCAGCACAGAUGGGCAAAUCAUCACAGACCCCACUGCAGCUCAGGAAAAGGAAAGUCGAGCUUUGAUGACUUUUGCGAUCGACAGCGCAAAACGCAGCGUUUUGAUGUCGUCGACCAAAGGAUCGUUUUCAGUGCAUGAGCUGCAGCAGUGCAUAGCAGUCAGUCAGAAAGCAUCAGAGAAGAUCUUCCAGUUCUACAGAGACUCUGUCAAGCGGCGAUACUCCAAAAGCCUAUGAGAAACACGGAGCUUUCUUUUGCCUAGUCUUUUUUAUUUUUAUUUUAACAAUGCAUGCAAACACUGAUGUCGUAAUAAAAUAUU